Melitaea cinxia (Glanville fritillary) is the source of this 419-nucleotide messenger RNA. It is a transcript of the gene RpS28b, whose product is annotated as 40S ribosomal protein S28. Gene Ontology annotation, cellular component: ribosome; cytosolic small ribosomal subunit. The coding region runs from base 108 to 305 and encodes 65 amino acids. Gene Ontology annotation, biological process: ribosomal small subunit assembly; maturation of SSU-rRNA; translation. Gene Ontology annotation, molecular function: structural constituent of ribosome. The record is from RefSeq and is a predicted model, not a curated record. The transcript has 2 exons. NCBI's taxonomy places the organism in Eukaryota, Metazoa, Arthropoda, Insecta, Lepidoptera, Nymphalidae.
UGAAAUUUUUGGUCUGUCGCUUAGGUCUGUCGUUUGUUCCUUUUUCGUAUACGCUCGCUGCGCUGCACGUGUAAUAUUUCCGAUUCUUUCGAUAUCUAAAAACAAAAAUGGAUAAACCCAAUGUUCUUGCUCGCGUCGUCAAAGUCCUGGGCCGUACUGGAUCCCAGGGUCAAUGUACUCAAGUAAAAGUGGAGUUCAUCGGUGAAACCAGCCGUCAAAUCAUCAGAAACGUGAAGGGUCCAGUCCGUGAUGGAGAUAUCCUGACACUCCUCGAGUCUGAGCGUGAAGCUAGAAGGCUGAGAUAAUCGGUAUGGACAAAUACUGUGUUUAGCUUCUCCUAGAUAAGUUCAGGAGAAUCUUCAUUAGGUUAAGUAUUAUGUAUCAAUCCAGAAUAUAAUAAUAUACAUAAAAACCUAAAA